Messenger RNA from Kwoniella botswanensis, 1686 nucleotides. RefSeq lists its product as uncharacterized. The record is from RefSeq and is a predicted model, not a curated record. The coding region runs from base 1 to 1686 and encodes 561 amino acids. The transcript is spliced from 2 exons. Lineage: Eukaryota; Fungi; Basidiomycota; Tremellomycetes; Tremellales; Cryptococcaceae.
AUGGCUCAAACCAUCUCGUUCCAACCUUCUCACCCUCUCAACUUCUACUGUCCUUCUUCGCCCGACCCUACUCCUCUUCGAUUACUAGCUUUCUCAGUUGCCGAGGCAGCUCUUCAACCCGAUCCCAACUCUCCUUCAUUCAACAUGGCCAUGGGUAAGAUGCCUACCCCGCUCGAAAUGGAAGGUUGGUCUGAUCAACCUUCAGUCAAACCUUGGGAAAGACGCGUAUCUCAACCCCAGACUCAAGCUCGGAAAUCUCUUUGGGAUGUUGUCGAGCGUGCGAAGGGAAGACGGGUUCAAGAGAAACCUUCGCCAGCUUCCACCGAAUCAACUCUUCCUCAAAGCCCACCUGUCUCGCCCUCAUCGUACAACUUUGUGCUCCCUCCUAACUCACCUCUCGCUGCGUCAGUAGCAGCCGGUAACUCGCCCUCGAAGAAAUCCGAGCCAUCCUCAUCAAUGCCACGAACCGAUUAUUUCCCCUUGUUCACUCAGUCCGCUCAUCCAUCUCCUUCUAAGACUACUUUUUCAGGAUUGGAUCAAAGUCGACCACCACCUGAGUUCGUCCCUCGACUAUCUGCUGUUGAAUUCUCAGCCAAAUCCAAGAAGACUUCUUCAGUCGCUGCCAAGCAUGGUAGGACCAAGUCCGAUAUUGGCUCCGGAUCGCCUUCCAGUGAUUCUUCCGAGAUCACCGCUGAGGAGAAAGCCAAAGCUAGAUCGAAGUUACCCAGUGUGCCUUCCAGAUUGCCCAGUCUCGCUCAGAUCCAAGCUAGAAUCUCUACCGAUCACAAGCGAUGUUCUUCAGCUGGAUCACCUAACAGAAUUAGGACAGUCUCAAGAACUGAUUCUCAAGAAUCCAUCGAAGUGAUCAAGACUCCCACAGAGGAAUCACCAAGACGUGAAGCUCGAAUCGUCCUCGCGUCCAUCCUGAGCAACAGGAGACCUGCGACUCCUCCUACGGAACCUUUGACUACUCCCGUCAAAGAACCUAGAUUGGCCCCUUUUCUCAGAGAACGAACUACCGGAAGAUUAUCUGGAUCGGGACCGGGCGGUAAAGCCAGACCGAUGUCGAUGCCACCAAUGUCUCUAGGUGAAUUACCUUCUUUCGAAGCUAUCGCAGCUACUUUCAACUCUUCCAAGUCUAAGCCAUCCUUGAGAGUUACCCCUCCCAAAGAGCGAUCGACCUCUUUCACCUCUGGCACUGGUGCUGGGAACGUCCCUUCACCUACUAAAGGUGCUUUCUCCAGGUUCAGUGCGAACGGCAUGAUUACUCCAACAGAAUCGAGAUUCAGAAUCAACUCUUUGGACUCUUACUGUACACCUACCAAGCAACCUUCUCCUUCACCCAGAAGAGCCUUCAGUUCACCUUCGCCCGCCUCCCCUACCGAAAGUAUCAGAUCGUCCUUCUCCAACCUUAGUGGAAGUCCAUCUUUGUCCGUACCUAUGAUCACAUGUACACCUGCACCUCAAACUAUCCUGAAGAACGGUGUUGAACAAGAUUCGGAUGAAGAAGGUGAAGGUGAUGUGGUCUUGUUUGAAGGUGAUUCAUACGAUAAUGAUGUGGAAUCUGAUUUCGGAUCAGAAGCUGAUGCUGGAGCUGCGAGUGAACAAGAGGAAGAGAUGAAAGAGAGAGAGAAAAGAGCAGAGGCAAUGAAGAAGAGAUUGAUGUUGAGAAGACGAUCUGACUGA